Salvelinus namaycush (lake trout) is the source of this 3244-nucleotide messenger RNA. Its product is annotated as zona pellucida sperm-binding protein 1-like. Gene Ontology annotation, molecular function: structural constituent of egg coat; acrosin binding. Gene Ontology annotation, cellular component: egg coat. The transcript has 8 exons. Lineage: Eukaryota; Metazoa; Chordata; Actinopteri; Salmoniformes; Salmonidae. The record is from RefSeq and is a predicted model, not a curated record. Gene Ontology annotation, biological process: prevention of polyspermy; binding of sperm to zona pellucida. Bases 304 to 2562 code for a protein of 752 amino acids.
AUUCUGCACUGAAGCAGGUUUUUGUUUCCUUGUUGCGAUCUAUUUUUGCAACUUGUAUUGUACUCUUAUUUUCACAAACUACUAGGGGUUAUUUCUGGAUAAGUCCAGUGACUCUAGUCUAGCAAAUACGGUGCUGACCAUUUCAUUGCACAGGGUUGGAAAGGGAUUCAUUUUGAAUACAGGAGGCAGUUUCUAGCAUUCUAUCAUACUCAGGUAUAAAUCUGUAUUAGAUAGUAUAGGUUGUAUAGGCAAUAUUGCACAUACCUGUAUUAUUGAAGAUAGCUUAUAUCUUAUUGAGCAGGUAUGGCAGUGAGGUGGUGUUCCUUUGGGUUUGUGUUGUUGGUAGUGUUUGCGUGUUGUGCUGAUGCACAGCCUAACUUGAGGUUUCCUUCAAACAACAACCCCCAACCCCAAAUUACAACCUCUACGCCUAGGCAGCCCCAGUGGCCAGAGCCCCAGUGGCCACAGCUGCAGACUCACCAGAGAUCAGAGCCCCAGAGGCCACAGCUGCUGACACCCCAGAGACCAGAGACCCAGGGGCCACAGCUGCAGACUCACCAGAGACCAGAGCCCCAGGGGCCACAGCUACAGACUCUCCAGAGACCAGAGCCCCAGAGGCCACAGCUGCAGACUCCCCAGAUGCCACAGCUGCAGACUUCUCAGAGACCAGAGCCCCAGAGGCCACAGCUGCAGACUCCUCAGAGACCAGAGCCCCAGAGGCCACAGCAGCAGACUCCCCAGAGGCCAAAUCAGCAGACAUCCCAGAGACCAGAGCCCCAGGGGCCACAGCAGCAGGCUCCCCAGAGACAAGAGUCCCAGGGGCCACAGCAGCAGGCUCCCCAGAGGCCAAAUCAGCAGACAUCCCAGAGACCAGAGCCCCAGGGGCCACAGCUACAGACUCCCCUGAGACCAGAGCCCCAGAGACCACAGCUGCAGACUCCCCAGAGGCCAGAGCCCCAGAGGCCAGAGCACCAGUGGCCACAGCAGCAGACUCCCCAGAGGCCAGAGCCCCAGUGGCCACAGCUACAGAUUCCCCAUAGGCCAGAGCUCCAGUGGCCACAGCACCAGACUCCCCAGAGACCAGCGCUCCAGUGGCCACAGCAGCAGACUCCUCAGAGCCCAGUGAUCCAGUGGCCACAGCUGCAGCUGCAGACUCCCCAGAGGCCAGAUCCCCAGUGGCCACAGCUGCAGACUCCCCAGAGGCCAGAACCCCAGAGGCCACAGUUACAGACUCCCCAAAGGCCAGAGCCCCAGUGGCCACAGCAGCAGACUCCCCAGAGGCAAGAGCCCCAGUGGCCACAGCAGCAGACUCCCCAGAGGCAAGAGCCACAUGGGCCACAGCAACAGACUCCCCAUAGGCCAGCGCUCCAGUGGCCACAGCAGCAGACUCCUCAGAGUCCAGAACCCCAGAGGCCACAGCUGCAGACUCCCCAGCGGCCAGAGUCCCAGUGGCCAGCAGCAACCACAACUCCAGAUCAGAGAUGUCAAGUACAGGUUCGGGAUACAGUGCAAUGUGGAACCCCAGAUAUUACUCCAUCUCAAUGUCAGGCUAUCGACUGCUGCUUCAAUGGACAGCAGUGCUACUAUGGGAAGGCAGUGACUGUGCAGUGUACCAAGGAUGCUCAGUUUGUGGUGGUGGUGGCCAGGGAUGCCACUUGGCCCAAAAUAGACAUUGAUUCCAUCAGUCUGUUGGGGGGAAAUGACAGCCCAUGCAGUCCUGUUGCCAUCACUUCAGCCUUCGCCAUAUACCAGUUCCCUGUCACUGCCUGUGGCACCACUCUAAAGGAGGAGAGUGGUUAUGUGGUUUAUGAGAACAGGAUGGCAUCUUCCUAUAACGUGGGGAUGGGACCUCGAGGCUCUAUCACCAGGGACAGCCAUUUUGAGCUGCUGUUCCAGUGUAAGUACUCUGCCACUGCAGUACAGGCUCUGGUUAUUGAGGUGAACACUGUUCCUGCACCCGCUUCUGUUGCUGCUCCGGGACCCCUCAGAGUGGAACUCAGACUGGCCAAAGGAACAUGCAACACCAAGGGAUGUAAUGACGAGUCGAGAUCCUUCACAUUGUAUUACACUGAGGAAGACUACCCUAUCACUAAAGUCUUGAGGCAGCCUGUGAACGUUGAGGUUCGCAUCCUGGAGAGGAAGGAUCCCAACCUGUUCCUGAUGCUGGAGCACUGCUGGACCACCUCUGCCCCCAGCCCUGUCAGCAUGCCCCAGUGGGAUCUCAUCAUUGAAGAUUGUUCCUACCCGAAUGAUAAUUACCUGACCACCAUGGUUCCUGUGGAACGUUCCUCUGGCCUUCUGUACCCCAACCACUACAAACGCUUUACCCUCGAGAUGUUCACCUUUGUGGAUCACACUCUGUCUCCCCAGAAAGAGCGGAUUUUCAUCCACUGUAGUACAUCUGUGUGUUACCCUACUCCAGAGGUCUCCUGUGAACCGAAAUGCAACAGGCAAAGGAGAGAUGUUGCUGCUGCUCAGAGGAAGACUACACAGACUGCUGUGGUCUCCAGUGGAGAAGUGGUCCUGGUUGACAAAAAGCCUGUCUACCCUUCAGACCACUAAUUCAACCAGUUGCAGUUUGUAAUGGGGUAUGAAAUAAUGUACUCCGUACUUCCAUACCUGUUACAGCAGAGGAAUUGAAAAGCGUUUUUCUUGGCGAUACUUUCUUUGUUCUUGAUUUGUAAGAAACUUGUCUCUUAUAAACGUCCGUGUCCAGUUGCCGGUGGUACUCCAAAAAACGGAGAAUAUUCAGAAAGAUAUUAAAUCCACUUUUUGCACCAAGUGAGGAGUUGCCUCCCGAUUUUAGCUGCCAGACAUCUUGCAUUUCCCAACAUCUUUGCAGAAACUAGUCGUUUCUAUGCGACGUCGCCACGGCUGACAGCAUGUCACACAGUGCGACCAAAACAAAGAUCUAUACACGUGCAAGAGGCGUUUCUCAAUCUAUGCAAAACGUGGAUGUAAUAUUUUUCAGAAUAUUCUCUGUUUUUUUUAGUUCCACUUGCAACUAGACACAGAAGUGUGCUACCCUACUCCAGGGGUCUCCUUAAUACACUGGAACCUUUCGAACCAAUAACAAAGAAAGUAUCACCAAGUAAAGGUUUGUUGAAAAUAUCCCGAUUACAGCAAGACAACAGCUUAUGCAUGACCUCAGACACAAACUUCAACUCUACAUGGUUAUAAUACAACAUGAGCUCCUGAUUUUGCUACGUAUUUAUUGUUUCUAAUAAACAGUUGUACCACAAAG